AUGUCAUCGAAAAACUAUAAAUUGAUUCAUUAGAAAAUUCCAAAUACUACACGUUAUAGGGAUGAUCAAUUACCAAUCAACAAUAAAUACUAUGUUCGAUUAACAUAAGAUUCCACCAGAGUUCUAGAUUUGAUUGAUAAGGAUAAAUAAAUUCCACAUUUAUCAAUGAUUGAUCGAUUUUGGGGACAAAAAACACAAAGAUUACCAGAACCUAUUCAUUAAGAAGAAAAGCAUGUGUAAUUACCAUAAGAAAUUAUUCCUAAAGAAGAGGAGAAGAAAGAAACACUGCCUUAAAUCGAAUAAAAAACUGAAACUCCAUUGAAGAAAACCAUAAGUCUAAAGCAGUUUAAGGAAAGCUUACUUUUUGAUGAGAGAACCAGUUCUAUACCUAAAACAACAAUUUAGAACCAUAUAAUUGAAGAUUUAAUAAGGGAUAGCGAUAUUUUUUUAAAGAAAUCUGAAAUGAUAGAGCAAGUGCAAAGUUUGAAGAGGUUAAAAGUGCUUAAGAAAUACGAAGCUAAUCAUUAAAAUCUUCCUGGAGUAGGCAAAUUACCGUACAUCAUCAAUGAUUACCAUUCCAAGAGCACAAAUCCAGGAUACUCCAGAAAUAAUAAAGGAAAUUUUUUUACAAGAUGA
This is a messenger RNA of Paramecium tetraurelia, 636 nucleotides long. RefSeq lists its product as uncharacterized. The transcript has 2 exons. Lineage: Eukaryota; Ciliophora; Oligohymenophorea; Peniculida; Parameciidae. The record is from RefSeq and is a predicted model, not a curated record.